ACAUUGUGCGGUUAUGACAGUGCACAGCAGUGACAGAAUCAUUUAGCUAAACACAACACACAAGUUUGUUAUUGUAAAAAGGUCCUAUCUCCUAAAUUCAGUGAAAAGAUUAAUUAUCAUGGCUUCUACAAAAAAGCAUAAAAAAGAAUCCAGAAAGAGGGAUCGAUCUCCGGAUCCACGAGACCGAGACACUGCCGAAGCAAUCAGAGGUAGUAGCCGAUCGGAACGAGAACGGGAGAAAGACCGAAAAGAUCGUCAUAAGAAGCAUAAAUCUGACAAAACAAGGAGACAUGAGCCCAGGCAUGGCAGCAGUCGAUCGGCACGGGGAUCGAAUCGAGAUGACUAUCACAGCGACAGUUCUGAUGUUGUGGAAGUCAUUGAUCCACCUCCAGCUCCGAUCAUUUCAUCGAAACCACCGCCAGCACCAUCAAUUUCCAGCAGACCGCCACCAGCUCCAAUUAUUUCAAGGCCAGCGAGAUCGCCGUCACCGAUUCCCGAAGGCGGUGCAGGUGAUGUGUUGUCAAUAUCUGAAACCAACAAGCUGCGUGCAAAGUUAGGCCUUAAGCCGUUGGAAGUAGAUUCUCAGCCAUCGAAUCAAGAGCCCAGGAAAAGUGCCGAUGGACUUAAGAUGCAUAAAGAUGAGUGGGGCGAGUUUCUUCACAAGCCAGCUGACAAUAUUGCUGAAAAAUUGCAGGCUGAAAAAUUGAGAGAGAAAUUUCGCCAGAAGAAAGAAAAACGUCAAAUCGACAGCAAGCUGAAAAGUGUCAAGGGAUUGGGCGAAUCCGACGAUUUUGAUGACAUAAAUGCGUGGAUCGAACACAGUCGUGAGAAAGAGAAGUCCAAAGUUGAGGCUCAGAAGCGAGCUCAAAUGUUGGAAGAAAUGGACGCUGAAUUCACCAAGCCGGAUGUGAGAAAGGCGAACCGUAACAAUUAUGGAGAGAAGAGUUUGAAGGGUUUGAAGGUCGGGCACGGCUUGGAUUCGUUCGGCGAAGGUAAAACGAUCAUUUUAACGCUGAAAGAUCACGAAGUUUUGGCGGAAGAUGAGGAUGAAUUGAUAAAUGUGAAUAUGGUGGACGAUGAAAGAUAUAAGAAGAAUACCGAGGUCAAGAAAAAGAACCCUAACAAAUAUGGGUACGAUGUGUACGAGGAACAAUUCGACCAAUUUGGUGAACAGAUCAACCGGAACGUUUUGGGUAAAUAUGAUGAGGAAAUCGAUGGUGUACAAUCAAGUUCUUUUUCCAUCGGCGAAAAUCUGGCAGAUGUUCAGGCUCAGAAACGACGAUUGUUGGAGAUCAAAACCAAAUUAGCCGGAAAGAGAUUGGAAUCGUUGGAUGAUACGUCAUUGAAAUUAGCCUCCGAUGUUUAUACUGACGACGAAAUUGCCAAAUUCAAGAAACCGAAAAAGAAAGUCAAGAAGCUGCGGCAACAUUUAAAGGCUGAAGAUCUGCUACCUCUUGGUGGAUCCAGUGAGUCGUCCAAGGAUUACGGAAAACGGCUUCGUGUUCACAACGAGUCCGUUGACAAUGACGAUGUGAACGAUACAGACUUCAAGGAUAUCAAAGUAGAAGAGGAAGACAAUGAACUGGAGAAAAUUCUAUCCAAGGCACGUCGAAUCAAACAGAAGGAAUCGUUGAUCACGAAGACAUUGUUGCCAGAGGAGACCGAUCAGUCGGUGAAAAUGGAAGCAGAAUCCGAUGAAGAGAAUGGUGACGCGGAAUUUAAAGACAAUAAUAUUUGUAUGAAUGCAACUGCCGAAUUUUGUCGAACGCUCGGCGACAUACCCACGUACGGAAUGUCUGGUAAUCGUGACGAGGAUGCCAACGAUAUGAUGGACUUCGAACAAGAAACUUUUGAGCCAGAUGAGGCCGCUGAAGAAAAGCGAGACAUCGGUGGAACAUGGAAUUCGGUCAAUCCGGAAUUGGAGGCAGUAGUGGAGGACAAAUCGAAUGAAAUGACUGAAGUGGCUAUUUUAGACGAAGAACCAGAUGUGGGCUCCGGAAUGGGUGCCGCUUUGAAACUGGCUUUGUCGAAAGGUUAUUUGGAAAGGGAAGAAACAAAUCGUCCCAGUAACACGCGGAUGGCUCAUUUGCAGGCAAAGAAUUACUCAAUUGAGGAUAAAGCGUAUGCAGACGACGAUAAGUUCCAGCGACGAGAUCGCUACCACGCCGGUCCAAUCAGCGAAUUCAGAGAGAAAGACAGCUAUCGACCGAAUGUUAAGCUGGAAUAUAUCGACGAUAAUGGCCGUUUGUUGAACGAAAAGGAAGCGUUCCGUUAUCUGUCCCACAAAUUCCAUGGCAAAGGACCCGGUAAAAAUAAAAUCGAAAAACGUUUGAAGAAAAACGAACAAGAUGGUCUGAUGAUGAAAAUGAGCAGUACCGACACUCCACUGGGCACGUUGACCAUGCUGCAGCACAAACAAAAGGAGACGCACAGUCCGUAUAUUGUGUUGAGUGGAAGUAAGCAAAAUCAAAGUACGACUAUCACGAAGCAUAAAUAGAUUAAGUUGUGUGAAUUGUGACUGAAUUGGUGUUGCGCGAGGGUCGGUGGGGUCUACGAUUUCGAAAUAAAUUUAUGAA
This is a messenger RNA of Bradysia coprophila, 2576 nucleotides long. RefSeq names its product U4/U6.U5 tri-snRNP-associated protein 1. Gene Ontology annotation, cellular component: U4/U6 x U5 tri-snRNP complex. Gene Ontology annotation, biological process: maturation of 5S rRNA; mRNA cis splicing, via spliceosome. The record is from RefSeq and is a predicted model, not a curated record. Lineage: Eukaryota; Metazoa; Arthropoda; Insecta; Diptera; Sciaridae.